CGCCCGGGCCCGCCGGAACGCUUCUUCUCGGGGAGCGAGUUCCGCGGGGAGUGGUUCUGGUGGCGCACCGGGGCGGCACAAUGGCGGCGCCCAGCGCCCGCUGCCUGUGGCGAGCGCUGUCCCCGCGGUGCGGCUGGAUCCUCCCCGGGCUGGAGCAGCGACUCGUCCCCGCCGUGGUGAGCCCCGUGACUUCCCGGCCCUACGCGGCGGCUACAGCCAAAGCUGCCAAAAAGGAUGCCAAGAGGGGCAGGCAGGAGAAGGAGAAGGUGAAGGAGAAGAUGAAGGAGAAGCCCCUCCCUCGGAGGCGGCCACUGUUGAGCAAGCCCGUGGACGACGUGUACCUGACAUGGCUCUACAGGAGACCCUCCUAUGAGCUGGAGCAGGCCGUGGCCAUGCUCAAGAGGUUCCAGGAGCUGGACUUCACCCACCCCAAGCAGUUUGUGUACAUCAACGUGUUCCUGGACAUGGCGCUGCCCAAGAAGAAAAAAGUGGAGCCUUUUUCCAGUGGUGUCUCUCUUCCCCAUCGCUUUACGGAUGAGGUGAACAAGGUUUUGGUGUUCACAGAGAAUGAGCAAGAAGCUGAGGUAGCUCGGGAGCAUGGGGCUGCCAUCGUGGGAGGAGUUGAAUUAAUCAAAUGGAUCCUGGAGGAUGAAAUCCAGGCUGAUUUCUACGUGGCUGUCCCUGCCAUAAUACCCAAGUUAAUCCCCCUGAGGAACAAACUGAAGAAGAAGUACCCCAGCACCAGGAAAAAUUCCCUGGGCAGUGACAUUGCCAAAAUGGUGCAGUUCUUCAGAGAAUGCCACCAGUAUACAGUACAGGAUGAGAGUGUCAUCAAGACAAGAAUAGCCAGACUGGAUAUGCCCACUGAGCACAUAAUUGCCAACCUGAAAACAAUUAUCCACGAUAUCUGCACCUUCAAGCCGUCCAAUUUGGAUCCCAUUGUGCAGAGGUUGGUUAUCAGAUCCUCCACCAGCGAAGGUCUGCAGCUGAACCUUGAUGGAAUCCUACCUCAGGUGGAGAAAGUAGAGGAAAAAGAGGAAGAAAAUGCAGGUGAUGAGGAUCAACAAAAACCUGCCCAAGAAUCUGUUAGUACCUGAUGUCUUUUCCUUGUGGACCUGGUGGCCGAGCUCGGGAAGUGAACGGUGUCGUUCAAAUCAUGCUCUGUGAGAACAAAAAAUAAAUGCAACUUGUGGAUUUCACAUCGAAA
Lonchura striata (white-rumped munia) is the source of this 1207-nucleotide messenger RNA. NCBI's taxonomy places the organism in Eukaryota, Metazoa, Chordata, Aves, Passeriformes, Estrildidae. The record is from RefSeq and is a predicted model, not a curated record.